Molecule: messenger RNA, 1680 nt
Organism: Ziziphus jujuba (common jujube)
Lineage: Eukaryota; Viridiplantae; Streptophyta; Magnoliopsida; Rosales; Rhamnaceae
Exons: 4
Coding region: 226-1284 (352 amino acids)
Source: RefSeq, a predicted model, not a curated record
GUGUCUAAAUAAUCUAGCUUCGUACAUCUAUCCGUUAACCCUAUACUCUUUUUCUCUCUCUUGCUUUCUCUCUCUCUUCUCUCUCUUUCCCGCUCUCUCUCUCUUCUGCAACUUCCAUUGAAGGAAGAAGAGGGAAACAGAAAAAAGAAAAAAGAAAAAAGUUUUUUUUUUUUUUUUUUUUUUUUUUUUUGGUUUUUGGGUGGAAAAAAAGAGAUAAGUGGGAAAAUGGGUAAAUUACUAUGUGAUUCUCCGGUGGCGGAGAAAUUUCAAACCCAAUCGUCACCGUCGGUUUCUUGGAUAGAUCCACCGCCGGCGGCAGUCGACGCCAUUGAGGCCGUAGAUCUGGUCGACCAUAAUGAGCUAGUAGCUACGACGAUGACAUGGGAUACCGUUCUCGGUCUCGAAGACCAGCAGAGACGAAACCUCCAGAGGCUCCAUGCCAAGGGUGUCCUAUGGACGCGCCCUGAGGAUGACGACUCAUCCUCCCAGCAGAGAUCGGUGGUGUUCAAGCUCUCCCACGGAGGCGAGGUCUCGGCCGACGGCAACUGCCUCUUCACGGCGUCGCAGAAAGCAAUGAUGGGUACGUCGGCGCGUGAGAUCGACGCGCGGGAUCUGAGGAGGAGGACGGUGGCGAGGUUCUUGCAGGACUUCGGAUCCGCGAAAAUGGAGGAGAAGGAAGCAAUAAACAGAGCGAUCGGGAACAUGUACGCUCCUGAUCUGAGGAACGGCUGGGGGGUCCACGUGGUUCAGGAGGUGAAGUUGUUGGCGAGGAAAGAGGACCGAGCUUCUCUCGAUUCGGCCAUCGACGAGCUCGUUCACCUUGGGAUGCAAAGGGAGCUGGCGGCGGAGUCGAUUUACAAAGAGAGGUGUAUAACGGUGGAGGACGGUCCGAGUUGGGCAAAGUACAUGUCAAUCUCUGGUUCGCCUGAAGAUGAAUACGACAUCGUGACGCUGCAAUAUACGGAGGAAGGAUUACUUUCUAUUGACGAGAAUAGAUAUGGACAUGCAGCUGCCUUUGGCGAUGACAUUGCAAUUGAGUGUCUUGCUACGGAAUUCAAACGAGAGAUAUAUGUGGUUCAGGCACAUGGAUCAGAUGCAAUGGUUGAUGAAGAUAAUUGUGUAUUCUUUCUGCCUCAUCGCCCAAGGUGUCAAAUUUGCGAACCUCCUUUCUUCCUUUUCAUGAAAGGAACAGGUUGGUGCGGUGCUGGAGCUGAUCAUUAUGAACCGCUUAUUGCACAUCCUUCUUCAUUUGUUUCCUCGGAGAAGGUUGCCAUGGUUCUCUGAGGGUAUCUAUCCUGCAGUUUUGUGUCUAGAGAGAUAGAGUAUAAGAAGUAGAUCUGUUAUAUUUAUUGUUUUCCUCAACGUUUGGUAUGCAAUCUAGUUCACCUCAUUCUUUCCGUGUCACAAGGAAGAAUUUCGUUCCGUACACAUUCAUAUUUUUGUUAGCAAUAGUUAGAAUUGGUCCUAUUUUACUCUAACUGAGCAGGUUUUGUGCUUGCGCUUGAGGAACUUACAGUGUUGGUAUUAGUUUCGCCGGCUUUUUUCGAUGUUUUUCAGAGUUUUUUUUUUUUGGAGGGUGCUUGUAUUUUCUAGGUGCUAUUUCAUCCAAGUGAAAUGGUGCUAUUCUGUUGUAUCUUAUGCUGGUUUUAUGAGUCAAUGAUAGAGGCAACUUCCUUUUAA